This is a messenger RNA of Plasmodium yoelii, 567 nucleotides long. Its product is annotated as conserved Plasmodium protein, unknown function. Lineage: Eukaryota; Apicomplexa; Aconoidasida; Haemosporida; Plasmodiidae. The transcript is spliced from 2 exons. The record is from RefSeq and is a predicted model, not a curated record. The coding region runs from base 1 to 567 and encodes 188 amino acids.
AUGCUUAAUUCUGAUUUGGCAAAACCUGAAGUUGACCUGGCAGUUUGUGAAUAUACAGAUAUUCCAAUGCAUGUAUCCUUAGCAACAUAUGAAUAUACAUUUGACUCUUGGACAAAUGACUCUAGAUAUUUAUAUUCGCAUGAAAAUAUGCACAAAGAAAUCCACGAAUUAAACGUUUUAAUGCGAUCCAAAAUUCCAUGGAUUUCGGUAUUCUUUAUUUCAGCAUUUUCAUAUGCGAUUAUGCUUAUUUGUUUCAUGGUGUUAUUCCCAGUAUACAGAUAUGAGGAAUAUUCAUCAUUGGCAUUUACAGUUUCUUGUAUAUUUUUGGUUGCAUUUAUACACUAUAUGAUGUGUAUUAUAUGUAGAUAUUUAAUAACUAAAAAUAUUAUUUUAUCACUCGAAUCAAAAAUCAAAGAAUUAAACAAAAAGUAUAAACAUGAACAAAUAUAUUUUAAGCUUAUUAAUUUUCGAGGACUUGGAUUUAGAUAUUUAAAAUUUUUGCCAAUUUUCAAAAAUAACAUUUAUUUUACCUUACGAGUUGUCUAUAUAUAUUGUAAAAUAAUUUAA